Epinephelus moara (kelp grouper) is the source of this 7634-nucleotide messenger RNA. RefSeq names its product family with sequence similarity 83 member C (gene sack1c). The transcript has 5 exons. The coding region runs from base 835 to 2706 and encodes 623 amino acids. Lineage: Eukaryota; Metazoa; Chordata; Actinopteri; Perciformes; Serranidae. The record is from RefSeq and is a predicted model, not a curated record.
UUAAAUUCAUUCCGUUUUACUUUACUUAUAAUUAGUACAAAUUUACAGGAAGGAAAUGAUUCUUGGGGGAAACUGUGGACCUGUGAAAUAAAACAUCAUCAUCAGCUGUGGAGAUGAAAUCCGAGCAGGUGCGCGGUGUCUCAUGGGACUUUAUUUUGAAACGUCCCCUCAGUGGACUGUCUGUUGUGAGCUGGUUGGCCUGACAACGGAGGAGGAGGGAGGAGCUUGUCCACUUAGGAGACCAAUGACAGCACAGGUAGCAACAGGUGAGCAGAGAACACACACCUCACACACACACACACACACACACGGAAACACAGCGUGUAGGAAGAGGCGGCUGCGGAGCUGAGAGGCUCCUGGGACUGACUGCCUGCAGAUCCUGUCUGACAUGACGGGCAACUAGAGAAGCGAGGACCAUUUCACCGCCUCGGAGGACAAACUACAGCACAGCCGCUUUGUUUGGAUUAUUACCGACAUAAUUGCCGAAAACAGAUUAAAUAUCGCUCUGAUAAGGACUCAGAGAGUGUGUGUGGUGAGUUAGUGUGACUUUACAGCUUUAAUAUAUUUGCUGGAGGUGUGAAGUGUCGCAGCAGCCCUGCAGGUUCCUGUUUGUGCUGUAUUUACAUGGAGUUUUGACCUGGUGGUAGAUUAUUGAUCUGCUGCCCUGUGGAGUCUUCCUCCUCCUCCUCAUCUUCCUCCUUAUGUGCAGUAAUGGUUCUCCAGUCGGAAAUAGUUUUGUCUGAUUAGUGUCAUUCCACACCACAGCCCACAGGAGGAUUGUUCCGCUGUAAUACGCAGGUUAAUCCCUGAGCUGCUGCUGACUGCACAGGCACCAUGAUCAACUCGGAGGGCCUGCGGCCGGCCACGUCCGGCAGGAAGCCCCUGGGCAAGCUCGCCUCCCGGCUGGAGGAGGUGAAGAACCCGUGGCGGCAUGUCUCCACGCUGGAGCUGAGCCACAACGAGGCGGCCCGGCUGGCGACGGACGCGCUGCUGGAGCACGGGGAGAAGGAGUACCGCAAGGUCCUGACCGAGGAGCGGGAGCUCAACUUUCUGUCCCCGCUGGAGAUCCGCUACAUCACCCAGCAUGCGGCCAAAACAUGCGGCUCCGAGAGCAACGGCAUCGGCCCCAACGACCGGGACUUCGGGGACGGAGACGCCGUGUCCGAGCUCACCUCCGGGACUUACUUCCCCAUGAUGUCCGACGAGGAGCCGCCGAUGCUGGAGCUCGGCUGGCCGGACACCCCGUCCAGGUACGGACCGUCGGAGACGCAGAUCUACUUCCAGAGGGACAAGUCUCAUAACGUCAAAGACCUCAUCAGGUCCCUCAUCAACAAAGCCAAAAAGGUGAUCGCGCUGGUGAUGGACGUGUUUACAGACGUGGACCUGCUGUGUGAUCUCAUGGAGGCGUCCAACAAGCGCAGAGUCCCCGUCUACAUCCUGCUGGACGAGAAAAACCUCGACUACUUCACAGACAUGUGUGCUGCACUCGACAUUCAGAAUUCACACAUGAGUAACAUGCGAGUCCGCAGAAUGUGUGGGGACACGUACUGCACCAAGAGCGGCAAGAAAUUCACCGGCCAGGUCCUGGAGAAGUUUAUGAUCAUUGACUGUGAAGAGGUCAUCGCCGGGUCAUACAGUUUCACCUGGCUGUCGGCUCAGGUGCACAGCAACAUGGUGAUGCAUUUCUCAGGUCGCAUCACCGACAGCUUCGACCGGGAGUUCCGCUGUCUGUACGCCGACUCGCAGAUCAUCGAAUGCUUCUACAACCCAGAGGAGGAGGGGAUGCCCUACUACCCGUCAUAUCAAGCCAUGAUGGGCCCCGGCAUGGGCAUGGUGCCUGGGCCGGUCAUGGGGCUGGAUUUACUCUCUGACAGCAGGCAGAGGGACAGGGUGUGCUCUGAAAACUCCAGCAGCCAAUCAAGUAACAGCGUGUCCAGUGUGAAGGCUGCUCCCGGGAUGACUGCUAACCCGGUCUACAAGGUCACUCAAGGUCACGACAAGAAGGAGCCCAGCAACAACCCUCACCUCAGCCCAGAGAGGAGAGGUGGAAGUGCAGACCGAGGCGGAGGACAAACCCCGACUCCUCAGACUCACGUCACACCGGGUGCACGGGUCUCUGCUAAUGGAGGAACCAAUCACACCUCAGCUAUGGACCGACCACCGCCACCUUACGGUCACCAAAUAGGCAUCGAGUGGAACAAGCCCAGUCAGACAGACGUCAUGCGGUCAAAUAUUGGCGGCACCUCCUCCAAGUUCCAGGCUUUGGGGCUGUACGACCACAAACCAGGCAUGUUCCACGGCGCCGGGCUCGUCCCCGGCACCCCGAACUCAAACCUUAACCCCAAGACCCAGACACCCACCCCGAUCAAUGACAGCAAACUCACCCCCAAGCAGAGGACUUCUUCCAACCAGUUCCUCAACAAACUCUCAGACCUCUUCCUGCCCCCCUCCAACAAAGAGACCUACAACUUCCGGAGGUCGCCCUCCCCUCACGGCACCUCGGCCUGGGGGGGACCGGACCUCUCUCAAAGUGAGCCGGAGAGCCAGCAGAGCCCACCGCCCCCACCCUCGCCGGGCGUGUUGAUGAGUCGGCAGGACCAGAAACGAAUGACGCUGGGCCACAGCAAGCUGGACCUGGUGAACCAAUACAACAAGAUGAAAUCCAAGCAGGUGUACAGCCGCUUUGAGCUCAAGACCACCAACUAAACUGAGUUCAGACUGAUUUCAUUAUUUAACUCUCUUCCAAACCCUUCAUUCCUCCUGUGUCUCUUAUUACAUACUCACACCUAGGGAUGUCAACGGUGAACUGUUAAUUUGUUAACCACAAGAAUAUUUGUGACCGGCUAUUCACGUCCAGCUCGUUCUCAUUCUGAAGUCAUCAAAUAACACUGCUUUGUCAGUGAUUUCAGCAACAGACACCGACGCCAAAAGCCACCUUUUGCGGUGUUAUGAUACGCUGCUGGUUGGCAGGACGGCACCUGUUGCAGUGGUAUGAUGCCGCUGGACGGCAUCACUUUGAAACGCUGCCGGUGACAUAAUGUAAGGAGCAGGAGAGGCCCUAUAGGGCAGGUGGCAGGGGUGCUGGAUGGGUCCAACAUACCCCAGACUUUAAUUUUACUCCCCAGGAGUUUGGUGUUCUCUUCCCGUAUGAAUGCAGAGCCAAAACAUGAACCUAACCAUUUGCUUUUGUUGGCAGUCCAGGACGCCGCAACCAACGCCUGAACGUCAGCAGCAGAUGCAGGAGGAUACCUCAUUCUUAAUCUGUAGACAUGAAAAGCGACGCUAUAUGACAACUUUGGAUGAGAACGUGUUCGCAUGUCGGUCUGUAGGUUAAUUUUGCUACUCUUCAGUUUGCUGCACUGCGCACCAACCAGAUCUAAUGGGAGAUAGUGAGGCCGCCAGUUGUGUUCAUAUGCAGAAACAUCGUGCAGACUGUCUCCAGAUAGUUAGCCUUGGCUGCUCUGCACUGUGAACCAAUUGGGUUGGGUUGGGAGCUAGCUAGCAGUACCAGCCAUUUGGCAAUUACCUCGUGUAUUGCUGUCCCAGUCCAGCAGCAUUGCUGUGGAGACAUUGUGCUCACUCUUCGGUCUCCCCCCAGGUCGAAGAAGUUUUGGGGCUCAAAAUGAAGCCACUUACUUACUGGUGUGACCAAAGAGGAGACCGGAGGGUGGGCACAAUAUUUCCACAGCAACAUCUUCCCACCAUCAGGACGGCUUUACCAGAGGUUAUCCCCACUAGCUAGCGUCCAUGCAACCCUGCUGGUUUGCAGUGCAGAGCAGCCAAAAUAAUGUGAGCUAACCAGUGAAGGGUGGGCACUGGGCACUAUGGUUUAGCAUGUUACCACAGCCGGUGGCCUUUCUGUCAGCGAAGCCAACAGAAAAUGUAAUAAAAGGCAAAACAUUUAUAUCAUAAAACAUUAAAAUUUUACCACCUCUACAUGGAUAGCAAUUUGAAAUGUGACGCUAAAGCUCACUGAGUCAAUGGAGCACCGCAGUAAAAGGAAGAGCCUCUUGUAUUUCAUGUCAGUUAGUGUUUUUUUCUUGAUAAUUACAGGUUAUUUGCAGGUUAAUGGGUGUCAGGCUAUAGAAAGCAAAAUUAACCAAAACUGGCAUCCCUACUUACAGCCCAUGAAGACAAGUCUCCAUGGACUCUGGUUGUUUUUAUAAAGUGGCCGGUCCUUCGUCUUCUUCCUCUGUACAGUGAUUCCUGGUGGACAUGGAGCCGUUACAGCCAUGUUGGCUCACAGGCUCCUUCUCUGAGAUUCUUGAAACCAUAUUGCCUCUUUUAUCUUGUGAGGAGCCUUUACAGCUGCAGAGGGGAUGUGAGUCUUUGUGGGGUCGUAGUUUACACACAUGAAAAAAAUCAAAUAUUGAAAAUGUUCUGUGAAAAUCACCCAUCAGUCCAUUUUUCAACCACCUGAGGCACUGUGUUUAUAAAAUAAGGUUCUUUCUAAAACACAAAAGUUUAAAAAAAGAUGGCAGCUGACCUGUGCGCUGAAGCCACUGCCACGCCCCCAUUUCUCUAUAUAAGGAUAUACGCUUGUCUAGAAGGUUACCGUGGAGGAAGUUAUCUCUACGCACAUCUAAAGGCCCUGACACACCAGUGUAGGGCCGUCAGUGAGCAUCUGUGAAUGUAAUGACAGUCAGAAACAGCUGAUCAGCCAUCAGUCACUCUGAAGGCACAGACUGAAAUAUCCUCCAAGUAAAUUAGAUAUACCAUCGUGACACCUGCUCAGAGAUACAUCAGAAUCUUAUACCCUGCAUGCCUGUUAAUAGGCAACUAAAUAAUUAGCUGUCUACAAAUGAACAUAUGCACAAUUUCUAUAAAAUAAAAACUGGGACACUCCAUUUUCAUAGGUUAAGUUUUUGAUUAUUAAUUGAUGAGGAUGAAAGGGUGUCAGUUUCAUGGUUAUUUAAGACAUUCGGACAAUGUGUUUGGAAAUUAACAGUUUUAAAUAUUGUCUGUUAAAGCCUUGUCAGUCAAUUACAGUUUUAAUAUGUUAUGCAUUUAGUUAAAAGGUGUGUGUUUACAUUCAACCUGUGGUGUCAUUUAUAAAACAGUGUGUAGGAUCCAUACUAAAAAUGUACGUAUGGACAAACGCCAAAAAAUAUUUAAUUUCUACAAUCAGGCUUCAACCUCACCGUCUGUGUCGCCAGUUUCCCAUCUUCAAAAUGUUCAUCAGUAAGGGUCAAAGCUUCUCCCAUCAGGUCUGUUUUUAUAGUUCACAAUUUUUGCGUGUGAUGCGGCGUACGCCUCCUUCAGGCCUCGUUUUGUGAAUAUGUAAUAUUUAUAAAUGAGACCCCAGGCCUUUAUCAUUUGUACGCGUGGUCUGAGGCAGGUCUAAAUUUGAUGAAUCCCAGAUUUCUACUAAAAACUUCAUGCGCACAUUUUGGGCACAGAUUUGUGCGUUCACACUGUUUGUGACUGAGGCCCAAGAUUCCCACGAAACUGUUUACAUGACCAAUGAAAAUAAAUAUUCCACUAAUAUUCCAGUUUAUUUUGCUUCUUUGCUUCAAAGUAGGAUUUUUUUCCAAGUUUCUUGUUGAACGGAUCGAACACAGCCUCCGUCUUUCAUUCCUUGAAUAUCUUCUUGAAAAGGUCGGUGUUGCGAUGUUUUGAUAUUUUUUUCUUACAUCACUGAACUUAACAGACCUAUAUUUGGGACAGGCCUUUAAUUCCUUUUACACAAAAUUAUUGCUCAGCAAAGAUGGGAAAUACACGUCACCCGAAGAUAACAGCACCCGGAAUACUGACAAUACACCGCUUUAUCCUGUUAAAACAACACUCAUAACUUGGAUUCAUUUUUAUGAAAAACACUUUGGAUUCCUUUGGUUGGUGGACCCUUACAGACUUAACAAAUAUGAAUAACUCACCAGGUAAUCAAGAAACAGACACAUAUUGUGACUUUGUGACAGCUACAGAGGAGCGAGGAGUCACUGAUUGUUUUGUCCGGUCAUCUGGUGCUCAUGGUUUUCAUAAAAUGAAAUCAACCAAGCUAACGAUGUGUAGCAUCUCAUUAUUGACAAAAGUUGAAACAUUUAUAUUUCUAUGUGCGAUCUAAGCAGGUUACUAACAUUAACUCAAGUGGGUCGUCAACAAUCUGGUUUUAUACAUCCAAAGAACUUCUAUAAAAAUGAACUGUUUGGCAGCCACACCAGGCCUCUCAUUCAGACAGGUCUUUAUUUGUCAAAAUGUGUAGCCACACCGGGCUAGUAAAAGGGUAAUGGGCAUUAAAUUGUUAAAAGUUUUACAGUAGUUUGUGUAAAGACGCAGUGAUUUAAAGCAGCUGUGACUGUAAAGCAAAACUCUUCACCCUUUGUAUUAUUCUUUCUUUUGAUUGUAACACUUUUUCCUUAGUUUCGAUUUUUCCUGUAACACUCCUGUGUAGCUGCAGUCGGUAAUCACAAUUGGUGGACGUACAUUAAUGAUGCAAACAUGCACGUGGUUACGCUGCAGCCCGGCCGCUGUUUUAAUUAAAAAAAAGUUGUCCCCAUCGGUCACUUGGACGCAAAUCAUGGGCAAACAGGGUCCAGAUCGAAUAGUUUUAAGUGUAUUUGACGUGUUGAUAGACAUGGUAGUGAAUGCUUUGUUUUCCUCCCUCGGCGUAAAAGGAUGAUGUUUUGUGGGCUUUCCCAAAAGUACCGACUGUAUUAUAGCGUAUGAGUCGUGCCUUAUCAUCCUGCCUUAAGGUUUACAAUCACAUGACAGAAAUAUCUCCAGUGACUUCAGAUAAGUGUUAAUAAAGGUACACACUUGUUCCGCUGUCACCACAGGGAACAAAACUUGUUGUAAGCAGAAGCAGCGCGACAACAUUCCUGGUGCUGUGUUUAUUUACAAUUCUGGGGAAAUUAGGUGUAAAAAUAGAAACUGAAGGGCUCUAAAACUUUUUGAGGCGAAGCAGGUGGAACAACCGCAGAUGAGAUUAACAACAAGCUGUUUGUGAUGCGUGUUGAAAGAACUGGCAUUUAAAUGUUACAGUGCUGUCCGGCCCUUACGAUGAGCUCCUUGUAUUGUACUUUUUUUUUUUUUUACAAUAAACAGCAUUUUUCACACAUGUAGAUUUGUAUAUAGACUGUUCAUUAAAACAAAUUAGACACAGUUGAUACUAAUUGUGUUAUUUGCUUUAUGUUUUAGUUAUUUUUACGAUGCGUUGUUUUGAUGUACAGUAGUUUUUCAUCACAGCACUACAGGGCUAAAUCGUUUCUCCUCAGCGUGGAGCAGUAGCCAUGGAAAACUGAUUUUUACUGCUGUUACCGAAGCAAUAACGAUUGACAGUGAUCUAUAAUUUUAAUAUGUGUCUUUUUUUUGUUUACUGCUCAUUUCAGUUGGUUUUGAUGUUUUGUUUUGUUUUUGUUUUUUUGUUUUUUUGUCUUACAACAACGAGCCGGACAAUUUGUAGGCAUCGUUUCAUCUCAUGUUUGUCAGACUAAUGUACAUUACAUUGUAUAUAAUACACGAACGGACCGUCAGGAAUUUGGGUUAUUGUUAAAGGAACACUUCUUAAAGAGAUUUGUUUCUGUUAUUUUAUUUUUACAGUAUGUUAUUUACUGGAGAAUGUGAACUUUCUGUGUUUAAAACUUGGUUGUAAUUUGUAAGAUGAACAUGAGGAUUUAAUAAAACAAAGUUGAAGUUAA